Molecule: messenger RNA, 699 nt
Organism: Fusarium poae
Lineage: Eukaryota; Fungi; Ascomycota; Sordariomycetes; Hypocreales; Nectriaceae
Exons: 1
Coding region: 1-699 (232 amino acids)
Source: RefSeq, a predicted model, not a curated record
AUGAAACAACACGCGUGGCUAUCCAGCACUGCUAGGGGAGUGGGCCAUACCUACCCGGGAGCGGGCCGGCAUGGGCAAUCCUUCAUCCAUCGCAACGGUCUCGCCGGCAAGGAGGUCGAGAUGCCCGAGGACCUUAUCGCGAGCUCCCGGAAGACCGACCUUCUCGACCAGACGGGUGAGUGGAAGUGGGCGGGCAUCAGGAAGUACCUCAAGCUGGUCAAGAGGUUUGAGGAGUUCUUGCUGCUCCUCGCCCACAUCACGGGAGGCCAACCUAGCCGAGGAGAGGAGAUUACAGGGCUACGCCUCAUCAAUGGCAUUAACAGGGACCGCAACAUCUUUAUCAUCGACGGCAAGGUUGUUCUCGUUACGCAGUACCACAAGUCCCUCGCCCACUUUGACUCGCCCAAGGUCAUCCCUCGCUUCUUGCCUGGGCGGAUCGGGCAGCUGUUCGUCAUGUAUAUGAUCUAUAUCCGGCCGCUGACAGAUCGCUGGGAGGUCGAUAAGUGGGAGCUAUACGGGGGGAAGAUGGCACCGCCGAGCGACUUUAUCUGGCAUAACGAGGCGGCAGGAGGAGUACCCUGGGAGAGCUGGAUUCGCAGCGGUAUAACGGCAGGGCUACAAGUAGACGAGGUUAGACAAUAUGAGUACAUGGUAGAGGAGGGAAGCACCAGCGUUCUAGAGGAAGAUGUGGGCCCUUGA